UCUAAUGAACGCGUACUUCCUAUGCUCCCGGGUGAGACUUCCUAUACCCUAAAGCAGCAGGUCGUGCAAGUAGUCGAACAAAUGAGAGGUUGUCGACGAAGAGGUCAAAGCUUGCAAAGACUCCUUCAACCUCGCUUGCAUGUUAGCUUGCUUGUACUAUUGCUCUCCUACCUGACCUGCUUUCUGGCUAGUUCUUUUACUAUCGUACCUCCACCCCCAACAUACAUAUAUUAAGGUUUGGUGUUAAAAAGCAUGCUUAUGUGUUAUGCCGAACCGUUAAAAGGAAACAUUUUGAACCUACCCCUCACUAUUUUUUGCCAUUUCUCUACUAUUUGACCAUAUAUAUACCUUCCUUUAAACUUCAACUCAUCUUCUUUCUCUUUGAGGAAGUUCACAAAUCCUCCAUUUUCCUCCUUAGUUUCACAUCUUCAAAACUAUCUAACAACAAAAUCAAAGUAGUGAUUCCCAGAUCUGCUACUGAUUCAAGCUUCUCCUUCUCCAGGUAAUCGAUAAAUCUCCUCUUUUGUUUUCCCUUUACUGUUCCGGUUGAACGCUAUAGCAAAUUGCAUAUCAACUGUUUGAUGAAUGGUCCCAAAGACUUUGCUAUUAUAGAACUGUAACCAAACCCAAAAAAAUGAAACGACGAGGUCAUUUCACUAAGGAUCCGAUCAAAUUUCUAUGUAUUGUAGUCUCUAUUGCUUGUACUUUCGUGCUGUGUUUUUCAGUACUUAAACUUAACGAAAUACCACAAGGAAAUGAAAAUGUGAUUGAUUUGAAACUGAAGAAAAAUCGAAUAGAUGGAGGAAGAGGAGUAGUAGGGAAGUUUGGGGAAAUAGUGAUUGGAAUGUUACCUCAAGAUUUGGGGUUUACUUUAUUUUUGCCAUCUGAGAAAGCAUUCGAGCGGGAUCUGGGAUUGAGAUUGGAUGAGAAUGAGAAUGAGAACAACACAUAUGCAAUACUAACUCGUGUACUCGGGUUUUCAGCUGUACCAGCAAGGAUUUAUGCGGAUGAUGUACAAGUUGGAAAGGAGAUUGAUUAUGAUUCAAUAUCGGGAUACACUGUGUAUGUAUCGAAAGAUUCAGAUGGGUUGUUGAUAGUUAAUAGAAUUGCUUCAGAAAUGGUGGAUUUGAGAAGAGGGAAGAUUGUUGUACAUGUUAUGGAUGGGGUGAUAAUGGAUCCAGAAUUCGAGCAAUCUGUUCGACCUGAUGAUGAUUGAGUUUAGUUGAGUUGAGUUGAACUGAGCUAAGGUUUCAUGAAUUGAUGGUUGCUGCUUCCGCAGCCCCGGCCAUUUUCACCUUAGGGAAAACUUAUGAAGCUUGAUGCAUUGGGAUGGUGCAGACAGAUCUAUAAAGACGAAAACUUUGGUGUAUAACUUUGCUGAAUUCGAGUAAAUAUAGUGGCAUAGAUUUCCUAGAGAUCCUCUACAAAUUGAAGACAACACUGUACCAGAUCAACUCUGCUUAUGAAGAGGAAUUAUGCAUCACUUGAGUUGGGGGUUUUCGGAAAUAGUCUCUCUAUCUUCUAAGAUAGGGUAAGUUCUACGUAUACUAUACUAUCCCCAGACUUUGCAUUGUGGGAUUAUACUGGGUAUGUUGUUAUUGUUGUUGCUGAUGAAGAGGAAUUCAAGUUGAAUAUCAGCUUCUGAUAAUGGAAGACGAGGCGGGCAUCCAUCAAUAACACAACCAAUACCAGCACCAUGAGAUUCUCCAAAUGUUGUAGCGCGGAAGAAAGUUCCAUAUGUAUUUCCAGCAGCCUUUAUCUCUGUGUAUAAGCAUAUUCAAACUUGUAAACUACUUGUGAGUUGGGAAGCUGAUUGAAGAAAUUUUGAAACAUUCAUAUGUCUAUGGGAUU
This is a messenger RNA of Solanum tuberosum (potato), 1851 nucleotides long. RefSeq lists its product as uncharacterized. The record is from RefSeq and is a predicted model, not a curated record. The transcript has a single exon. The coding region runs from base 635 to 1216 and encodes 193 amino acids. Lineage: Eukaryota; Viridiplantae; Streptophyta; Magnoliopsida; Solanales; Solanaceae.